This is a messenger RNA of Morone saxatilis (striped sea-bass), 2880 nucleotides long. RefSeq names its product v-akt murine thymoma viral oncogene homolog 3a (gene akt3a). Gene Ontology annotation, biological process: protein phosphorylation. The record is from RefSeq and is a predicted model, not a curated record. Gene Ontology annotation, molecular function: ATP binding; protein serine/threonine kinase activity. Lineage: Eukaryota; Metazoa; Chordata; Actinopteri; Moronidae.
UCUCUCUCUCUCUCUCUCUCUCUGUGGAGCAGGCGUGUAGCGGCAUCAGACUCGGCGUGAAGGAACCAUGAGCGAUGUCACCAUCGUUAGAGAGGGAUGGCUCCAGAAACGGGGUGAAUACAUAAAGAACUGGCGGCCGCGUUACUUUCUGCUGAAGACAGACGGCUCUUUCAUCGGCUACAAAGAGAAACCUCAGGAUGCGGACCUGCCCUACCCCCUAAAUAACUUCUCUGUAGCAAAAUGUCAGCUGAUGAAAACAGAGAGACCGAAGCCAAACACCUUCAUCAUACGCUGCCUCCAGUGGACCACCGUCAUAGAGAGGACCUUCCAUGUGGACUCGCCUGAUGAGAGAGAUGAGUGGACAGAGGCCAUCCAGAUGGUGGCUGACAAGCUGCAGAGACAAGAGGAGGAAAGGAUCCAGUGCAGCCCCACAUCCAACAUCGACAACAUGGUUGAGGAAGAGAUGGACAUCUCCACCACACACCACAAACGCAAGACAAUGAGUGACUUUGACUACCUGAAGCUCCUGGGAAAGGGAACCUUUGGUAAAGUGAUUCUUGUCCGAGAAAAGGCCAGCGGGAAAUACUACGCCAUGAAAAUCCUUAAAAAAGAAGUCAUCAUAGCCAAGGAUGAAGUGGCUCACACACUCACAGAGAGCCGAGUUCUAAAAAACACCAGGCACCCCUUUCUCACUUCUUUGAAGUAUUCAUUCCAAACUAAAGACCGCCUCUGUUUCGUCAUGGAGUAUGUGAAUGGAGGAGAGCUGUUUUUCCAUUUGUCCAGAGAGCGAGUGUUCUCAGAGGAGCGCACGCGCUUCUACGGUGCCGAGAUCGUCUCAGCUCUCGACUACCUGCAUUCAGCCAAGAUUGUGUACCGGGACCUCAAGUUGGAAAACCUGAUGCUGGAUAAAGAUGGCCAUAUGAAGAUCACUGAUUUUGGCCUCUGCAAGGAGGGCAUCACAGACGCUGCUACCAUGAAAACCUUCUGUGGCACGCCAGAAUACCUUGCACCUGAGGUACUGGAGGACAACGACUAUGGUCGGGCGGUGGACUGGUGGGGUUUGGGGGUCGUGACGUACGAGAUGAUGUGCGGCCGACUGCCAUUCUACAACCAGGACCACGAGAAGCUGUUUGAGCUCAUCCUCAUGGAGGACAUCAAGUUCCCACGCACUCUGUCAUCGGACGCUAAGUCCCUGCUGUCUGGCCUGCUCAUCAAAGACCCCAACAAACGGCUCGGUGGAGGACCAGAUGACGCUAAAGAAAUAAUGAGACACAGUUUCUUCUCUGGAAUUGACUGGCAGGAUGUGUAUGAUAAAAAGCUGGUCCCUCCAUUCAAGCCUCAGGUGACGUCGGAGACAGACACCAGAUACUUUGACGAGGAGUUCACAGCCCAGACCAUCACAAUCACUCCACCAGAGAAAUUUGACGAGGACGGGAUGGACUGUCUGGACAACGAGAGAAGACCGCACUUCCCACAGUUCUCCUACUCUGCCAGUGGGCGAGAAUGAACUGUCCAUCACGGUGACAUCAUCACAGCUGGUCUCUGAGGUCAUCAAUGUGGGACAAAAAGACCCACAGCUUUGGACCGACCCAGAAGGACCCUGACUUGAAGGAUUUUGCCCUUCUCCUCCUCUCCUCUUCCUCUCUUUUUCACCUCUCCAGUCUGCUCCACUGUUUUUAUUUUUUAUUUUUUGUGAAUCCCUUUUUAGAGAGAACUUCCAGGCAAAAUUAUUUUCUAAUCCUGCACUGCAACCCUAGGUGAUCCGAACUGUGAUGUGAUCAGUUACUAUGUAAUGUCCCUUUAAAGACAGGAGCAUCACCGGUGGCCUGCUGUGCUUUGACAUGUGUCGGUCCUGCCAAACUAAAAAAACAAACACUUAGAUCAAGUUAGACAACAGCUGAUUCAUUUUUAACGAGACGUUUUUGUGGCUUCUCAUCUGUAAGACCGAGUUACAGAAUUUGAAGUCAUUCAAACCCAAACUGCCGUUACCGGUUUGUAUCUCAGGCUUUUACAAACAGACAGAUAGUCAGACUCGGAGAGACACUCGGGUCUGAUUUAAUAUCCUCGCAUUAAUAAUUCUGGGAUUGAUUGAGGCUGCCUGGCAUUGAGCAGAAUCCUACACACCUCAUGUUGUCAAGCAGGAUUUGACUCAGGUUUUGCUCAGUGCAAUUCAUUAUUGUUGUUGCUGCUAUUUCAACUACUAUCACAACUACUACAGGUACUACUACUGCAUAUAUACUACUACUACUACUGCUACUACUAAAACCCGGUGCUACACUACUAGCUUAAUGCUGCAUCAUUAUACAGGCGCCAGCAACACAUCAACCACCUGUAUUAACGUCUAUGCUUGUACAGCUGCAGAACAGGUGUUGCUACUCCUAAUGUUCAGCUACUCCACAUCAACUCUGUAGAUUAAGAUGAUGACAGGAUGUCGUGUGUGUGACUGUGUGUGAAGUACUGUUAUGGAUAUGUGUUUAAGAACGCACCUCAAAGCACAGCAGUUCAGAAGGAUGAAGCUCCCAAACCAUGAGCUUUACUACGUUACCCACAAUGCAGUGCAAGGUGGUUGAUAUAUCCAUCACUGCAGAGGUGAAAAUGAGAGGAAAAUGGUUGGUUUGAAUGUUAACCCCCAAAGUUUUUAUUUUAUUUUAUUUAUUUUCUAACUACAAGUCUCCCUGAAUCUCUUCUGUCCCAAAAGGGAAAAACAAAGCGAAUCGGUACUUUGUGUCGAUGAUGGAAAGCUUUACUGUGACACAUUGUUGUCAUGGGAACCGCAUGGCUGUACCUCUCUGUGUUUGUGCAGGAAAGGGAAACUGCAGCAGGAGCAGAUUCACCACAGAGUGAAAAGAGAAGUCCAGGAUGGCAGGUUGGGCAUUGUGA